Synchytrium microbalum is the source of this 4614-nucleotide messenger RNA. RefSeq lists its product as uncharacterized. Gene Ontology annotation, biological process: barbed-end actin filament capping; actin filament severing; cytoskeleton organization. The record is from RefSeq and is a predicted model, not a curated record. The coding region runs from base 1 to 4614 and encodes 1537 amino acids. The transcript is spliced from 7 exons. Gene Ontology annotation, molecular function: phosphatidylinositol-4,5-bisphosphate binding; actin filament binding. Lineage: Eukaryota; Fungi; Chytridiomycota; Chytridiomycetes; Synchytriales; Synchytriaceae.
AUGGAGUCCAAAACUUUAAGCAAAUAUCGCAACGUUUUUGCUACAGCGCCGCUUCGAACUUUAUAUACUCAAGUUAGAAUUGAUGCAACAGCCCCUACAAAGAUAAAGGCCAGCGAACGGUAUUUCGCUAUUCCCUUUGGUGCCCCAGGAUCCAAUGGCCACGUCGGGGUGCUUCCAAUGCCCGGUUCGAACCCAAUAACGACAAAGAUCGAAACCCAUCCUCACAUCUUGCUUGCACACAACAAGCCUAUUUCGGACUUUGAAUUCAGCCCACUGUCGCCCAAUAUUCUGCUUACCUCGACACGAAAUGAUGGUCUAGUCAGGAUAUGGCAGCUGCCAGAGACUCCAGAUGACAAACUGCCAGUUGAACGAGUUGAAAUAACCACACCAACAAUGAUUUUAGCUGGACAUGAAAAAAAGGUUGACCUGAUCAAAUUCCAUCCCUCAUGUGGAAACAUAGUCUCCACAGUAUCGGCCGAUUCCACAAUCCGACUAUGGGAGAUUAUGAGUAUGACGUGUAGAAUAACCUGCAACGUCCCGGCUUCUCCGACUUCUCUGUCAUGGAAUUAUCAGGGAGAUGAAUUUGUCGCUAUGGAUUCAAUCGCUGGAGUACAUCUCUUUGAUCCAAGAGACGGGACAGCUCCUGUCCACUCUUUAGCAUCGGGUCUGAAAGGAAACAGCAGCAAGGUCGUUUGGUUGACACCAGAUCCAUUAAUUGUAACAGCUGGAUUUACAAAAUCUGGGAACCAGCGUCAAUUGCUAUUAUGGGACGUACGCUCUUUCGAGACUCCAGUCAUGACUCUCGAUGUGCCGGGUGCCGGUGUUUCUGGAGUUACACCGUUUUGGGAUCCUGCCCUCCCGCUGCUGUAUUUGACUGCCAAAGGGGAAAGUAUUCGAAUUGUAGAACUCUUUGAAGGAAGUUUGAGACUCUCCGCCGCAGAUUGUAAGAUAGAAAGACCUCUCACAGCUAUCGACAUGCUACAGAAGGGAAUGUGCACACCAUUAAAAUGUGAAAUCGCUCGAUUUGUCCGUCUGGGAGCCGACAAUACUAUCGAAAUCACAGCAUUGAAUGUACCACGAGUUGAUGGCGAAUCAGUUAUUCAACAAGACUUGUAUCCCCCCAUCGCCAUGGUAGAUCCGUCACAUACAGCACAAGCCUGGUUUGAUUCAAAAUUGUCGUUGGAACCGCUGAUGGCGGAAGCGUUCCAAACCGUUGCUCCCAUAUCAGAAACCUUGCCCGUAAAGCGAUCAGCAACGCUAAGACGAGCUGGAACAAUGUCUCGUAAAGCAAAGAAAGGUGGCACAAGAUCUUCACAAGAUGGACCCUCGUCUCUAGAUUGUCUGACUGAGGAUGAAGACAGAGAUGACGGACGAGAAGAUUUAGACGGUCAUGUUAAGAUUGACCAUCGAGGAUGGUUUGGGAAGCUCUUGCUCUUCGAGGAUGCUGAUGCUGACUCCCCUAUUGCAUUGUUCCACGUAUCCAAGAAUCUCAGUGCUCUGUCUCAGCUCUCCUUCACAAGCAACGGACCAAAGAUUGGUUUGUCGCUCGUACUUGACAAUCGCACGUAUCGUUUCCAAUUUGCCAAUGAGGGCGAAGCAAGUUUGUGGUAUAAGGUUUUAGAUGCAAUAAUUCGACCAUCACCUCCUCAAAUCGAACGAAAGACUCAUUCUCGACAAACGUCAAGAAAUCAAAAUAGUUUGGAAAUACCUCGAACAUCCAUUUCCGAUCGGCCAUUAUCUAUAGCAGGAAGGUCGUCAACGGGCUCUAACGGGUCUCUAAAACACCUGGUUAUGGGAAGCCGAACCGGCAUUCUUAUGAUGGGAGAAUUACUGGUCUUCUCCGAAACCGACAACCAAUCAAAGAGUAAAUGGAAUCCUCGUGUUGUCGAGCUGGAUCAGGAUGCAUUAUUAAACAUUUACACUGACAUGAAGCACUACACUUCCAACAGUAUUCCCAUCCAAUCUAUAAAUCUCGGUGCAGCUAUAUCAAUUCGAUUGACCAAGUACCCUUUACCUUCAAGAAACAACACAUUUGCAGCACCCGUCACAUGGCAGGUCAAUACCAAGAAACGGGUCAUCUUCUUCAGUGCUUUGAAUAACGUUGAAGAGGCGCUAGCAUCCUGGGAUGCUGCUAAGUGGGUUUUGGAGACAAGAAAAGCUCUCUUAACGAAGUCGAUCUUCCCAGCUGCCGAAUUAGUCGCCGAAGACGUCAGCAUUGAGGGAUUCGCAGAGUUUACCACUUCUCUAGGCGAAAUGAUGAUUUAUGGACGGAUUUUCCUGUCUGUCGUGAUUGAAGACAUCUACAUAUUCGACACGCCAUUCUCAACUACUCCUGUAUACUGUAUCGCAUCAUCCAAGUUUCAGUCGAUAUCGAGAGUUGCUGAAGAGGCCCAUAGUUUAGAGAUCUGUAUCAAGGACAUGCAUCCAGCCCGUUUUCGAGUCGCCUCUGAGAAGGAGAUGGACAUGUGGAUGAGUUUGAAUUUUGAAGCAAUCGAUGUGUUGAAUCGUAUUGGAAUAACAGGUGAACAGCAAUACAAGGAUGCGAUAAUACAGGCAAAGCUGGACGAGUCGGAAACUGAAGUCAAGGAGUCUCAUCUCCAAAAUGUGCAUGUUGUUGACGAGAAGCUUAUUUCGUCAGGACGACGGAGUGUCCUAAUUGGUGUGUUUGGGAAAGUAAAAUUGGUGGUCACACUGGUUGAACCAAUUUGGAGAUCUCUGAGGAUGGAUUCUUCAUUCACUUUUGAUUGUGGUCACGAAAUUUACGUCUGGUACGGCAAAGAUGCAACCAGAGUCUCAAGAGCCAAAGCUGUUGACAUUGCGGGCAAAAUUAGAAAGUUCCGUAAUGACCGGCCGAAAAUCCACAUGGUUGAUAGCGAAGAACCAGACCUCAGUGCCAAAUUCUUUUCAAAGUUGGCAUGUCAAGACUCAUGGACGAAUCUGUUCAUUGAUCACACAGAUCCAGGCUUCUUACGUCGUUGUGCUGCUCACCCUACUCGGAUAUACCGUAUCUUUGAUAGCCGUAUUCGUAAACGUCAGGUCCGAUUAGUAGAAACCUCGGCAUCGGCUCCAUCGAAGUCGGUACUGGAAGAGGGCUCCGUAUUCAUUAUCGAAGCAUGGCAGCAGGUUUAUUGUUGGAUUGGGAGAGGCAGUUCUAACGAACAUCGAACGAGUGGCUGGGCUGUUGCACGAAAAUUGGCUGAAUCUCUGAUAAAUCCUGAAAUUCGUUGGGUUGGUGUGGCGAAAAUUACUAGUGGUCAAGAACCGGAAGUAUUGAAGGAACACUUUGUUGGAUUUGAAGGAACUCUGCCGAUAUCAAUGAGACUUGCCGAACCUCCCAAAGGACGAGUCGCCACAACAACACCUCAACAAGAAAUACCAUUAUCAUCUCUCAUGGAACGGAAAGCUACAGAUCCUGAAUUGCUGGAAUGUGUUGAUGAUGGUAGGAGUAGCACACUUAGUCUCUUUCGAGUACGAGAAGGUGGUGCCGAGCCAGUGUCUUCUGAAGAUUAUGGGACCCUGUACCGUGACGAAUCCUAUAUUAUACUCUACAAAUAUCGCCUAUAUGGUGGUCGGGAACAGUGUCUCAGCUACUUCUGGCAAGGAAGUGCUUCAAGUAUCAUUGAAAAGGGCACAUCUGCGAUGCUUGCAUCUGAAAUGACGAAAGAAUCCGGUAUAGAAGCACGACACGUACGAGUAAUAGACGGAAAAGAGCCACUCCAUUUCUGUAGAGUCUUUCCUUCGAUGACAAUAUGUCGUAAUCGGGAAGUAACUACCAAGAGUCUCUUUGAGAUUAUACCUUGUUAUGGUGGCAAGCACUUCAAGGCUGUAGAGAUUCAACCAGCGGAUUUAGUUGUAGAACCAGGUCGUGCAAUGCUAUUCAAGGAUUUGGGUCUUCUUUGUAUAUCCCCAGACGCUCCGACUGGAAUUCAAGAGUUUUCUCAGACGUUGGCUUCAUCAUUGAAAAUAAAGUCAUUGCAAGUAUUGCAACAAAGUGAUCCAAGAUCGGGCAUACUUGAUUCAUGGCUCAAACAAAAAGCUGUCGCUGCCGAACGAUGGUGUCUUCCAACUGAGACACGCAUAUUUGAUGCUCGACUAUGGAUCUGUUCAAGCAGUACAGGUGUUGUCAAGGUUGAGGAGAUUCGCGACUUUAUUCAAGAAGAUUUAGAGCGCGUAGCAAUACUCGAAUCUCGGUCUAAAGUCUUUAUCCACUUCGGUCUCGAAGCGAGAGCCCAAGAAAAGAUCUUCGCAUUGGAAACUUUUUCCAAAUAUGCAACUCACUACGCCAAACCGAUGGUGGUAACGUUUGCAUACCAAGAACCAGUAGAAUUCACGCGACACUUUCCAGGCUGGACGCAUGAGAAAAUACCAAGUCAUAUCACUACUAGAACGACACGAGUUGAAGACGCUCAAUCAGUACUCAAGGAAUUCAAACGAGACAAGUUUUCCCUGGAAAUACUGCUAUCAGAUCCACCUGAAUACCUGCCCAAGACGAAGCUGGAGUACCAUCUAUAUGACGAUGAGUUUGAAUCCAUGUUUGGAAUGACGAUGGUCGCGUAUCAGAAGCUACCAGAGUGGAAGAGACUUAGGCUCAAGGGUGAUGUCGGGUUCUUUUGA